UAAAGUUCGAAAUUUUGUUCUCUCUACAAAGUGAAACCCUAAACGGCCGGUAACCUUCUUCUUCCCAUCUGCCUCUAGGAUGAACAGCCUCAGAGCGCUCUGCUUCCCCGACGCAGUCGUUUCUUCCUUCAUCUCUUGCUGCCGCGUCCACAUUCGACUUGGUUUUUCAGCAGCCACAUGGAACCCCAGGCUCCGAACCCCUUCUUCCGUCAAUUCUUCAUUCUCCUCCGGCUUUUCGGUUGAUGAUCUACCGAGAAUUUCACAUGCUUCUCGCUCCAGUACCAAGAGGACUCUAACUAGGGUAUCUAAUUGGAAUUCCGAGAAAUCCCCCUACGAAACUCUCGAGUUGGAGAGAGAUGCUAAUGAGGAUAAAAUCAAGAUUGCGUAUAGGAGGCUGGCGAAGCUCUAUCACCCUGAUGUUUAUGAUGGCCGGGAGACACUGGAGAAAGGGGAAACAGCUGAAGCUCGAUUCAUUAAAAUUCAAGCAGCAUAUGAACUUCUUAUGGAUGAGGAAAAGCGUGGACAAUAUGAUAGAGAUCUUCGUCUCAACCCUAUGAAGGCUUCUCAAGCUUGGACGGAAUGGUUGAUGAAAAAAAGAAGAGCUUUUGAGCAGAGAGGUGAUAUGGCCAUUGCAGCUUGGGCUGAGCAACAACAGCGUGAGUUGAAUGUUCGAGUGCGUCGUCUCUCUCGCUCAAAGAUUGAUCCGGAGGAAGAGAGACGGAUAUUAGCGAAGGAGAAGGCGGCGUCAAAGGAAUACAUCAACAACACAUUGAGGAGACAUACGCUUGUUUUGAAGAAGAGGGAUUUGAUGCGCAGAAAGUCGGAGCAGGAGAAGAAAAAUGCCAUUAAUCAGUUAUUAGCAGCAGAAGGGCUUGAGCUUGACGCCAAUGAUGAUAAUGAUAAUGAUAAUGUUGACGAGUCUGUUUAACAUCAAUUAAUAUACAUCUUUUAAAUGCUUCUCUCCUCAGAAAAUGCAAAUGACAAAAAAUGUAUAUAUUGUUUUAUAUUGCAAAUUAUAGAAAAAUGAACGAGUUAAAAGUAAAUAGAAAUUUAAUU
Messenger RNA from Phalaenopsis equestris, 1056 nucleotides. RefSeq names its product dnaJ-like protein MG002. The transcript has 5 exons. NCBI's taxonomy places the organism in Eukaryota, Viridiplantae, Streptophyta, Magnoliopsida, Asparagales, Orchidaceae. The record is from RefSeq and is a predicted model, not a curated record. Bases 80 to 928 code for a protein of 282 amino acids.